CAGGCAGAAAUGGCAACUGAUGAGUUUCCAUUCGCUCUCUAUGUGGAGGGCCAGUGGGACCCCCGCACUUCCAAACUAAAAAACAAACUUAUCAUCUAUUUCCAGAGUAAGAAAUCCGACGGAGGCGACUGUGAGGUGGAGUACCCUGUUUCUGGCGGACAGACAGCAACUGUUCGGUUCAAAUCAAAGGAAGUGAGACAGCGGGUUCUAAACAAACAGACGCAUGAGCUCAACAUUGGUCAAAAAACAGUGAAAAUCACUGUGAAUCUUCCGCCAUCAGAGGUCUCUGUUCCUCAGGAAUCGACCUCUUCGACCAGCAUCAUCACAGCGGGUGAACCACAGAGAGAAGAAGAAAAAGAGGAGAAGGUUGAGCCACUUGAGGAAACGGAAGAAGAUACAACCCCUAGAUCAGCUGUAAUUGAAAACAUUCAAAACAUCAAAACAGUGUUUCUGACAAUGCUGGUGGAAAAUAUCCUGAAAGGAUCUUCUGCUGAGUCAAAAGACUUCAACAUCGAAACAUCGAAAUAGAGUAACUGUGCUGUAGUGGCAUUUUCCAAUAGCAAGUAUGCAGAACAUUUCUUUGUAUCCUCUCCAAGCAAUGGAAUAAUUAAGAAGAAAAACAUGAAAGUCCGAUUGCUUGAGAUGACUUCAAAAGUGAAAGCUGAAGGCUUACCUCCAAACUCAAACUCUGACUUAGUCAUGCUGUAUUUUGACAAAUUUGGAGAAGUAGAGGAUGAUGGGGUAACAUUUGAAAUAGAUCAGUCAGCAAUAAUAACUUUUACAAAUCUUGAAGAUGUGCAAAGAGUCCUCAAAGAGCAACAUCAGCUUAAAAAGCAGCCUUUCAGAGUACUGCCGUACUAUGAAACACUACAAACAGCUCUAUAUGGUAAAGACAGACCCCCCCUGAGACUUCCAGAGGCAUUUAUUGAGAAGAUUGAUAGAGCUGUAUGGCACCACUUAAAGGAAAACAAAAAAUCUAUGGAUUAUAUCAAGCAAGCUAUCUCCAGUCAUUUUUGUGAGAUGGAUUUUCAGUCCUCAGCAGUGAAGAUCAGUCCUUCUCAAUCCCUACUUAACAAUGGUGUGCAGACAAGAAAACUCAUUCAGACAUGGAGAGAAAAUGCCCUCUCUGUGUUUUUAUCAUUAACAUCUGAGUUUAAAUCCACUGAGUUCUGCAUUCAGAAGGAUGCGUGGACAGAGAUACAAACUGAAAUCCAAAAAGAAGUAGUGGGAGAGGCUGUCACACUGGUUCCCAAUGUGGAUGAAGGAACAAUAACUGUAGCCGGCCUGAAAGAAGAUAUGAACAGGAUUGAGGGAAUUCUGACAGAAACUGUUGAGAGAGUCACCCAAAGAAUCCAAAGGGAGAAGGGCAGUGAGACGGGUGAAACCAGUAUGACUCCAUCCAUUUACAAUCUCGUUCUCCGUGAUGGUUUGGAGCAGCAAAUUUGUGACAAAUUUCCAGAAAUUAACAUCACAUACCAUGUGCACAGCCGAAAGUUAACUUUUUACGGUCUGAAACAUGAGGUGCUGGAAACAAAGAAUAAGAUACUGCAGGCUGUUCUUAAUUUGAUUCAUAAACCAAUUGAGCUCCACCAAUCUGUUUUAGAUUUUCUGCUCACCAAGGAUGUAGAGGAAAUGACCAACAAUUUGUUUUUAAACAAAGGAAUCAAUGUGGCAUUAGAAGCUGAUGGAAAGAGAGUUUUGCUUGUUGGGAAAACAGACAAUGCCUUGAGUGUUGGUGAGAAGCAAUUGCAGACAGAUCUGAGUCAUCUAAACUUCAGUGUAGAAGAUCCCAGUGUUCUAGGAAGAUCAGACUGGCAUGACCUAGUCUCUCACAUAAAAAACACUGUCACAAAUGUCACAGUACAGACAACUGUCAACCAGGUGGUGGUUUCUGGCUUUGUAGAUUCCAUUACCGAUGUUGAACAAGAGUUACAUAACUUUGUUCAGGAAAACUCUCAAUUUGAGAAAACUCUGAAGUCUCACAAGACUGUUGUCACAUACAUAAAGAAUCAUAAAAAGCAGGAUUGGUUUGAAGAGGUGAAAGGUAAUGUGAAUGUAAACUUCAAAGGUGAAGACAUUGUGAUCAGUGGCUCAAGGCUUCAUGUCUCUAAGUGUGUGCUUCUGUUUGAGGACUUGCUUAGAUCUGUGCAUAACUGCACCAUGAAAAUAGUUAAACCAGGGGCAAAGAAGUUUUUCAAGGAGAAAGAGUUAAUGUGUGUUACAUAUGUCCAGACAAAUAUGAAUUGUUUGGUUCAGUUACUAGAUGAGUAUGACCACCCACAUGACACAGUUCAAUCACUGAUAAUAAAACCUGUUUAUCAUUAUAAAACACAUGAAGGAAUGGAGAUUACAGUAAACAAAGCUGACAUGUGCUCGUUUCAAGUGGAUGCAGUGGUCGGUGGAUGCAAAGAGAACCUCCUACUGGAUGGAGGUUUAGUCAAGGUCCUCUCAGAUGCUGCUGGUCCUAAACUUCAGAAUGACUGCAACCAGACUGUCAAAAAACGGAAGUUGACAACAGGUGAUGCUGUUCUCCUCGAUGCAGGAGGGCGGCUGCGAUGCAAACAUGUCAUCUUAGCAAUAGGACCUAAUUAUAAUAUUAACAAACCUCAGGAGUCUGAAAAGCUCUUGAAAAAAACUGUGAAAAAGAGUCUGAAUUUGGCAGAUCAAGAAAGCUUCCAGUCUUUGGCAAUCCCAGCCAUUGGCUCUGGUGUAGCUGGUGGUGGUUUCCCACUGGACUUUUGUGCAGACACCAUUGUGAAAGCUAUAAAAGAGUUCUGUGAUUUUGUUGAAGAGGACAAUACACUGAACAAGAUUCACCUAGUUGACAAUAAUGAUAAGACAGUUCAAGCUUUAGAAGCAGCAGUGAAGAAGGUUUAUGGGGCCAGUGCGCAUACCCACAGCAUGGCAUCUGGAAGCAGUUCAAGCAGCCAGCAGCAAAAUCAAAACCAUGCAAGUUCUUCUCCAAGCCAACACCAGACUGCCACACUCUUUCAAGGAGCAUCACAAAGUUUUCAGACAAAAGAAGGUUUAACCAUCACCCUUAUGAAAGGAAACAUUGAGGACACAACAAUGGACGUCGUUGUGAACACUCUCAGCAGUGACCUAAAUCUCAGCGUGGGAGCUAUUUCAAAUGCCCUUCUCAAAGCAGCUGGUCCUCAGCUUCAGGUUCUGCUCAAUCAGCAAGUCACAGGCUCUGCCAAUAUUGGAGCAGUCUUUGAAACAGCAGGUGCAAACCUGAAGAGCAAACUGGUGUUCCAUGCUGUUGUACCACACUGGAAUCAGGGACAAGGAAAUGAGCAGAAGGUGCUGGAGGAUAUCAUGGAUAAGUGUUUGAGUCUGGCAGAGCAACGUCAGCAGAGCUCCAUUUUAUUCUCUGCCAUUGGCACAGGAAACCUGGGGUUUCCAAAGCCACUGGUGGUCUGCACUAUGCUGGACUCAGCCUUCAAGUUUAGCAGUAAAAGAAGUUCAAAGCAUGUGAAGGAAGUGGUAUUUGUUCUUCACCCCAAAGAUACACAAACCAUUCAGGUACAAGAUGUAUGAUGUCAUAUCAGUCUUUUUUUAG
This is a messenger RNA of Sinocyclocheilus grahami, 3562 nucleotides long. Its product is annotated as poly [ADP-ribose] polymerase 14-like. Gene Ontology annotation, cellular component: nucleus; cytoplasm. Gene Ontology annotation, biological process: protein poly-ADP-ribosylation; negative regulation of gene expression. The record is from RefSeq and is a predicted model, not a curated record. Lineage: Eukaryota; Metazoa; Chordata; Actinopteri; Cypriniformes; Cyprinidae. Gene Ontology annotation, molecular function: nucleic acid binding; transcription corepressor activity; NAD+ poly-ADP-ribosyltransferase activity. The transcript is spliced from 8 exons.